AUGAGACUUCAUUCCCUUCUUUCUGUCCUCCUCCUUUUUGUGACUAUAAUACCAAAAGCAAGAACUGGCGUUAUUCCAGGAUUGAAACAGUGUGUGCUUUUGAAAGGGGUGUGCAAAGACAAGGGAUGCACCCCCUUGGAUGAUACCAUUGGUGCUUGCAAUGAAGACAAAAAAUGCUGUAGAAAGUGGUGGGUCUUUGUUCCCUAUCCCACCCCAGUUCCCAAAGCAAAAUCUCCUUAG
Molecule: messenger RNA, 240 nt
Organism: Erinaceus europaeus (western European hedgehog)
Lineage: Eukaryota; Metazoa; Chordata; Mammalia; Eulipotyphla; Erinaceidae
Gene: DEFB130B
Product: defensin beta 130B
Exons: 2
Coding region: 1-240 (79 amino acids)
Biological process (GO): defense response to bacterium; cell chemotaxis
Cellular component (GO): extracellular region
Molecular function (GO): CCR6 chemokine receptor binding; chemoattractant activity
Source: RefSeq, a predicted model, not a curated record